Schistocerca gregaria is the source of this 1997-nucleotide messenger RNA. Its product is annotated as prolactin-releasing peptide receptor-like. NCBI's taxonomy places the organism in Eukaryota, Metazoa, Arthropoda, Insecta, Orthoptera, Acrididae. Gene Ontology annotation, molecular function: neuropeptide Y receptor activity; neuropeptide binding. The record is from RefSeq and is a predicted model, not a curated record. The coding region runs from base 210 to 1490 and encodes 426 amino acids. The transcript is spliced from 2 exons. Gene Ontology annotation, cellular component: plasma membrane; neuron projection. Gene Ontology annotation, biological process: G protein-coupled receptor signaling pathway.
GAGGUUUACACACUUGGAUAGUUAUGGAAUUUUAUGGGUGUCAGCUUUUUGAGGUAUUCCAUUGCCUCAUGACGGGUAACGAAAUGAAAUACUGGCCUGUUAAGCAGAUAUAGGACUUGUAGUUAGUCAAGGAUUACCUUCAGUUCUAGGGAGUAUUCUGAAGAAAAUAUAUUUCUGGCUGCCAUUUUAGUUCUCCUCUGCUCGAGACAAUGUCUGGUGAAGUUGGAGGACAAUCUGAUAGUAUGGACAUGGAGGGGAACUAUUCUUUGCACAGGGUGUCCAACCAGAGUUCGGACUUCGGUGAGUACGACAUGGCGGGCGACAUCAUCUACAACGCAUUCGUGCAGGCGCUGUUCUGCGUGGUGUACACGACCAUCUUCGUGCUGGGCCUGGUGGGCAACGCGCUGGUCGUGGUGGUCGUGGCGCGCAACCGCGCCAUGCACACCGUGACGAACGUGUUCAUCGGCAACCUGGCGCUGUCGGACGUGCUGCUGUGCGCGCUGUGCGUGCCCUUCACGCCGCUCUACACCUUCCUGGGCAGCUGGGUGUUCGGCGGCGCGCUCUGCCGCGCCGUCGUGCUCGCGCAGGGCACCAGCGUCUAUACGUCGACGCUGACGCUGACGAGCAUCGCCGUCGACCGCUUCUUCGUGAUCGUGCACCCGUUCCGGCCGCGCAUGCGCCUCUCCACGUGCGCCUGGUCGCUGGCCGGCAUCUGGCUGUUCUCCGCGCUGGCCACGCUGCCCUACGGCCUGUACACGGUGCUGCGCUCAGAGGACGGCUACUACUACUGCGAGGAGAGCUGGCCGUCGGAGCGGGCGCGCCUCGCCUACGGCGCCGUCACCGCCGCCGCGCAGUUCGCGCUGCCCUUCGCCGUCUCCGCCUUCUGCUACGUGCGCGUCUCGCUGCGGCUUGGCCGGCGCGCGCGCCACAAACCCGGCUGCCGCUCGGCGCGCCGCGACGACGCCGACCGCGAGCGCAAGCGCCGCACCAACCGCAUGCUCGUCGCCAUGGUGGCCAUCUUCGGCCUCUCCUGGAUGCCGCUCACGCUGCUCAACCUCGCCAACGACGUCUUCACCUCGUUCGGCACCUGGCGCUACUUCAACCUCUGCUUCUUCCUGGUGCACGCGCUCGCCAUGAGCUCCACCUGCUACAACCCGUUCCUGUACGCCUGGAUGAACGAGAACUUCCGCAAGGAGUUCCGCCGCGUCCUGCCCUGCUUCAGACCGGAGGGAACAGCCGACCACGCCGCUAUGGCACCACGGCCGUCGUGUGCAGCUACGGGUAAAACGCAGGAAUCGCUGCUGCCCGUAGCGACGACGACGGCACAGCAGCACCGCGACGCUCCUGUAGAUGUUAAAGAUGGCGCUCUUCCCGUGGCCUCUAGCGAAUCCGCCACAUACUCUGUCCAUACGAGCGAGGUUCGUCUACAGAUCCAGCAAGGAGAGCAGAUGGUCCAGGACAACGAUCAUCUUCUUGAUUCUCGUAUCUAGAGAUGACCAGCACAGUGUCGGCAAAGCUUCUUCACAGAUGGCAGCAUCGGAAACCUUGAUGCCUUUCCGCACGUGUGGAGAAGACAGCCCCUACCGACUCCUGUUUACGUCGAUCACAAGACUCGACAGAAAAAGCAUGAAUUUAUUUUGCCGAAAAUGUCAAAAUCAAACGAAGACCUUUAUAUGAAUUUUGUCAAGAGUUUCUUCGCUCUAAAUACUAUCCGAAAUUCACGGUCAACUGCACUAUGAGCUUACAUCACCGUACAAGCAUAUUGACCACACGUGAGUGAAAAUUACUACGUCUGAGGGUUAAGAAGUUAUUAUGUAUAUAUAUUAAUAUACGUCCAGUGAACCUUUCUUUCCUUUGUCGUUUGAAUGAAAUGUAAUAUGUCGAUAUUACUCCAAUUUGUUAACCAUAUGUUCCUGUCAGGAAUAACACUUAUUCUGUAAUUGACGUGUAAUGGAAGUAUUAUAUGUUGUUUUAAAAUAAAAGAGCGUAUUUGAAUG